Messenger RNA from Abrus precatorius (Indian licorice), 673 nucleotides. RefSeq names its product abscisic acid receptor PYL4. The transcript has a single exon. Lineage: Eukaryota; Viridiplantae; Streptophyta; Magnoliopsida; Fabales; Fabaceae. Gene Ontology annotation, biological process: abscisic acid-activated signaling pathway. The record is from RefSeq and is a predicted model, not a curated record. Gene Ontology annotation, cellular component: nucleus; cytoplasm. The coding region runs from base 1 to 648 and encodes 215 amino acids. Gene Ontology annotation, molecular function: protein phosphatase inhibitor activity; abscisic acid binding; signaling receptor activity.
AUGCCUUCUUCUCUUCAGCUUGAGAGGUUCAAUCCUACAACCGAUGCCGCCACCACCGCCAUCUUUAACUGCCCAAAGCAGCCUCAAACGCCGCCUCCCACUGCGGCGCGUCGUCUAGUGGUAUCUCUCUCUUCCGGCAGAGGAAUCGCAGUGCCGGACACAGUGGCACGCCACCACGCGCACGUGGCGGGGCCAAACCAGUGCUGCUCCGUCGUGACGCAACCCAUUAACGCCCCCGUUUCCGCUGUGUGGCCGUUUGUAAGGCGCUUCGACUACCCGCAGGGCUAUAAGAACUUCGUGAAGAGCUGUCACGUCAUCACUGGCGACGGCAUUCAUGUCGGUGCCGUCCGCGAGGUCCGAGUUGUGUCCGGUCUCCCCGCCGAGUCGAGCACGGAGCGAUUGGAGAUUCUCGACGACGAGCGCCACGUCAUCAGCUUUAGCGUCGUCGGCGGUGACCACCGGCUGAACAAUUACCGGUCGGUGACGACCCUUCACGCUAACGGUAACGGAAACGGAACACUUGUCAUCGAGUCAUACGUCGUUGACGUGCCGCAAGGUAACACAAAGGAGGAAACUUGCGUGUUCGUCGACACAAUCGUACGCUGUAAUUUGCAGUCUUUGGCUCAGAUCGCUGAGAAUAGGACUUGAAAUUGUGAAAAUUCUGCACAACACU